Molecule: messenger RNA, 10626 nt
Organism: Bombina bombina (fire-bellied toad)
Lineage: Eukaryota; Metazoa; Chordata; Amphibia; Anura; Bombinatoridae
Gene: SATB2
Product: SATB homeobox 2
Exons: 11
Coding region: 515-2833 (772 amino acids)
Biological process (GO): chromatin remodeling; regulation of transcription by RNA polymerase II
Molecular function (GO): DNA-binding transcription factor activity, RNA polymerase II-specific; RNA polymerase II cis-regulatory region sequence-specific DNA binding
Source: RefSeq, a predicted model, not a curated record
CUGCAUGGGGGUGUGUUGGAGAAUGAAAAAAAAAAUUGAAAUCAAGAAACCAAGGACAGCCCCAAAAAGGACUCGACUCAACAGCAACUAAUAAUCAGUCCUGUCUCAGUGUCUCUUGUGCCAGUCAGUGUGUGUUGCUGGUAGACUAGAGAAAGAUUGGCUGUGUCACAUCUCCUGCUUUAAGCCAUCUGAAGGAGUCUAAAGUGAUUCCUCUCACUUUGCAGGCUGUGCUUCUCCCUGUGCAUUGGUUUCUUUUUUUAUGCAAGGUGUGAAGCUGUUCCCCUUUCGUCUAUUUCGCAGGACAGUGAGUAAAACAGGAAGAUUGCAGAGAUCCAAAUGACCUCUCCACCCUGAUCCCAGCUGACCACCUCUGUUCACACAGAAGACAAUAAAGGGAAUAAAGCACUCAGAGAUAAAGAUUAAACAACCAUUUAGCAGAAAGAGAGAGAGAGAGAAAAGAAAACAUAACAAACAUAAAAGGAAAGACACGCUUCUAAUCCUGGAGUCAUUACUUAUGAUCCAUGGGCAGAGUUUCAGCCCAUCCCAGGCAACCUACAGACAGACUUUAAGCAAUCCAUUUUAUUGUGAUUUGCCUGGGAGAGCAUUAUCCCCAAACCACAGCAGUAUGGAGAUGAGAACUGAGAGUCCCUGUUUAAGGGACAGUCCAGACAGAAGGAGCAACAGCCCAGAUACUAAAAGUCCUCCCCCCAUAAAGGUGCCCAGGUUAGAACAGAAUGGAAGCCCCUCCGGAGCCAGGGGAAGAACAAAUGGCUCACUCAGCAAAUCAGUAGGAGACCUAUACACAGGGCUUAUGCUUCCCGUAUUCUGUGUGGUGGAGCAGAUGGACAGCAGGGAAGAACACGCUGAAUUUGUGCUGGUGCGGAGAGAUGUUCUUUUCAAUCAAUUGGUGGAGACAGCUCUUCUGGCUCUUGGAUAUUCUCACUCAUCUGCUGCUCAGGCACAAGGAAUCAUUAAAAUUGGGCGUUGGAACCCAUUGCCUAUCAGUUAUGUGACAGAUGCUCCAGAUGUGACAGUGGCUGACAUGUUACAAGAUGUCUACCAUGUGGUGACAUUGAAGAUCCAGUUGCAGAGUUGUUCUAAACUAGAGGAUCUACCUGCAGAGCAGUGGAACCAUGCAACAGUCCGAAAUGCCUUACGAAUGCUGCUCAAGGAGAUGAAUCAGAGUACACUUGCCAAAGAAUGCCCUCUCUCUCAGAGCAUGAUUUCUUCCAUUGUAAAUAGCACAUACUACGCCAAUGUGUCUGCUACUAAGUGCCAGGAAUUUGGAAGAUGGUAUAAAAAGUACAAGAAGAUGAAAGUUGAACGAGACAAUCUGUCAGAUUACUGCGUGCUGGGACAGCGGCCAACACACUUAGCCAGCAUAAACCAACUGGCCAGCUUGGGAAAAAACAGUGAACAGCCUCCUCACAACCAGCUCCAUCACAGUCCCCCAAUCAGAAGUCAAGUCCCUACUUUGCAACCUAUAAUGAGCCCUGGAAUUUUAUCACCUCAGUUAAGUCCUCAACUGGUGCGACAGCAGAUAGCCAUGGCUCACCUUAUAAACCAACAGAUAGCUGUCAGCAGACUUUUGGCUCACCAGCAUCCACAGGCUAUUAACCAGCAAUUUCUGAACCACCCACCUAUCCCUAGGCCUGUCAAGCCAGUGGAAUCCACCAAUUCCUCUGUUGAGGUCUCUCCUGACAUCUAUCAACACGUUAGGGAUGAGCUGAAGAGAGCUAGUGUAUCACAGGCUGUCUUUGCUAGAGUUGCAUUUAAUCGGACACAGGGUUUGCUAUCAGAAAUCCUUCGUAAAGAAGAGGACCCAAGGACAGCUUCCCAGUCUCUACUGGUCAACCUAAGAGCCAUGCAGAACUUCCUCAACCUGCCAGAGGUGGAGAGAGACAGGAUCUAUCAGGAUGAGAGAGAACGAAGCAUGAACCCUAAUGUAAGCCUGCUGUCGUCGUCAUCAUCAUCAUCAAGCAGCCCUAGCUCCUCUAGGGUUCCACAGAUGAAACCCCCCAACACUCCAACAUCCGACAUCCAGGUGAAAGUGGAGGUGGAAGGUUCCCAAGUAAACAUCACAUCUGCUGUUUACGACGAAAUUCAGCAGGAGAUGAAAAGAGCAAAGGUGUCCCAGGCCUUGUUUGCCAAAGUAGCUGCUAAUAAAAGUCAGGGUUGGCUUUGUGAACUGCUCCGUUGGAAGGAGAAUCCCAGCCCUGAGAAUCGUACUCUCUGGGAAAAUCUCUGCACCAUCCGUCGUUUCUUGGGGCUUCCUCAACAUGAACGGGAUGCAGUAUAUGAAGAGGAGUCACGGCACCAUCAUAGUGAAAGGCUUCAGCAUGUUGUACAGAUCACCCCAGAGCCUGUGCAGGUUUUACUGGGUCAACAUACACAGCCAACCAAAGAGACCUCACCUCCAAGGGAAGAGGCCCCACCUGCCCCUCCUCAAACCGAAGAAAGCUGCACUAAAAAGCCAAGAUCUCGCACGAAAAUCUCACUAGAGGCUUUGGGGAUCCUUCAGAGCUUUAUACAUGAUGUUGGUCUCUACCCCGACCAAGAGGCCAUCCACACAUUGUCUGCUCAGCUGGAUCUGCCUAAACACACAAUUAUAAAAUUCUUCCAGAAUCAGCGUUACCACGUUAAGCACCAUGGAAUCCUCAAGGAGCACCUGGGAAUUGCAGUGGAUGUUGCAGAAUACAAAGACGAAGAGCUCUUAACUGAAUCAGAGGAGAAUGACAGUGAGGAAGGCUUAGAGGAGAUGUAUACUGUAGAACAGGGUGAGGAAAACAAUGCAAAAGCCAAGCCCAGUCUAUCCGAGGUGGAUCAGAGAUAAUGCAAAGCAUUGGCAAUUGCCUAAAACAAAAAAGCAUAACAGCAAUACAAACAGAGGUCAUUGAUAUUUUUGCUACUGCUCUCCCUGCUAAACAUGGAGAGUUGGGAACAUUGCGUUUUUUGUAUUGCUAUAACUGGACCUUUCCUUGACACUUGAGUGUACAAAUUACACCUGACUGGAAGUAAACUAGCAAAAAACAAACAACUGUAUAUUUGAUCAUCUUGCACUUACAGAGAAAAUUCAAGCAAAUUGCUGGACCUCAAGAUAUACAGACUUAAUGAAGGAAAACUAUUUGUAUAUCAAAUAAAUAUAUAUAAAUAUAUACACACUCACAUGUGUGUAUUUUUAUAUAUAUAUUUAUAUGUGUGAUUGUGUAUAUGUACAUACACACACACACACAGGUAUAUUUAUGUUGCAUGGGAAGCAGACAUUUCAUUUUUUAAUGUACAGACUGUGAAAUGAGUUAAUUGCAGACCAUAUUUCAUUAUAUAUUAAAACCACUUUGCAGUGAGUUUCUCUGGGUUUCCUAUUUGAUAAAAUUCCUGCUUUCAUUAAGUGGUAAAUAUUAUUUUUGAUAUUUUGUUCUCCUUGUUUUAUUUUCUUUGUUUUUCUCCUGUCUUUCAACUGGCCAUUUGUUGGGCAACUUUUAUUUAAAGGUGGUUGUUUCAAAGUCAGAAGAAUAAACAGUGUAUUAUAUUUAAAUUCAGAAUACAGGGCAUACCAUCUUUAAAACAUCAGAAGGUGAAAUAUACUUAGUAUAGUCAGCUUACACUGUUUUAACUUUGUAAACUUCUCAUUAUUUGUUAAUUCACUCAAAUUCUACACAGUGGCAACAGAACAUCUUUUAAUAUUUAGAUGGACCAUUUCCUUAGAGACAUUCACAGGUUAGUACUUGGGUGCAAGAAAUUAUGGGAAAACUGAGCCAUAAUUACAUGACUUGCAAAUCAACUGAAGUGUCACCUUCACAGCAGCUCGGAAGAGGUGUGUACAACUCCAGAUCUUUAAGAAUACACACUUCAAGAGUACAGAACCUCUUCUUUAACACUGGUGCGUUAAUCAGGUUAAGUGUUUGAUUAUACCGCUUGUGCUCAAGCAAAGAGACACAGUUGAAUUACAUCAGUGCAGUAGGACAGUGUUUCUCAACCACGGUCCUCAAGUACCCCCAACAGUCCAGGUUUUCAUUAUAGCUUAACUAGAGCACAGGUGAAAUAAUCAGUUGAUCAGUAACACCAUGGUUACUAACCUGCUCUCACCCAUCAGCUGAUUAUUUCACCUGUGCACUAGUUCAGAUAUAAAAAAAACCUGGUCUGUUGGGGGCCGUGGUUGAGAAACAAUGCAGUAGGAGGUAACUAUAACAUGUUUGCUACAUUUGUCCUUUUCAUAAAGAUGUAUACUUACAAAAAAUGCAGUCAUUUUAUUUAAUUUUUUUUUAUUUGCUGACUGCUUCCAGAUCAAGAUACUGUAAAAAGAUGUUUUCUCUAUGUCAAAUGUAUGAGCUUUGAUCUCCCUAAUUCAACAUUGAGAGGGAGUUGUGUAUGUGAAAUCACUGGUGUUUUCUAAAACAGGAACCAGAAUCAGGAGUUGUUUAAUGCUUGGCUUAUGGGAAGAGCCUCUGGAGUAUUUGUUACAUUUUAUUGUUUUCAACUUUUCACAAAGGUAUGCUGGUAAGUCCUGCCAUGAUGAAAUUGCUUCAUGAGAUGUAGGUCUCACAUCUCAUACAACUAGCAGCCAUUUUAUAGCAUUUUAGAAUUAGGGGGAAAAAAUACGUAACAACGUUAUAUCUGUUCUUAUAAACUUUGCACAAAUAGCCAUUACUAUUACAUUUGGCUUUCACUAAAUAGCUGUUUUAUAUAUCUGUGUUCCUUUCAGUCCUUUUCUGUUUUUACCUUUCAUGAGAACGUUCACCACUGAAAAAUUUAACAGCUGUGAUUACAGGUUUUAUGGCAUCAGUAUGCUACAUAGCAUUGUUUGGCUAUUCUGUGAUUACUGGUCUAUCCAGUAAAAAUUUAAAAAGACAUCAGUCUGCUACAUAGCAUUAUUUCUAUAUUCUAUGAUUUAUUUUUAUUUUUUUAAUUUAAAGGUACCCACUAAUGUGGCUAAGUUUUUUUUAAAAAAUAUAAGUUAGGAAUGUGACAACUAUGGGCUCGCUUCCAUUGAGCCAUAAAAAAUGGAGCCGUAAACUAUCAAAGUUGCUGACAGCUAAAAGUAGUUUACUCCAUUUUAGUACCAGAUUUCCAUUGAAAUAUAUUGUUCAUUGCGUGCAGUCGCUCUUUUCGUGUCGGUGUAAGUUAAUGUGUAAACACUUCCAUCCAACGUUGGAUUUCCUGAAAAUGAAUUAGUUGCUAUGGUAACCCGACCUUAAACUAUAAAAUAUAUGUUUAAUGUCACCUCUAAAGAGAAACAAAUACAAAGAUACACUUACUUAUAAAACAUAUUUUUUAACUAUAAGCAAAUACUAUUUUUUAUUAUAUAUAUAUUUUCCACUUUAUUAAUAUAUGUAAUAUGUAUUGCUGCCUUAGGCAUAGGUCUAGAUUGAAUUUUGUAGAUAUGUGCUUGCAUAUAUUUUUAUAUGUAAAUACAUUUUGGUCUUUCCAUAAGAACAUAUUUGCAAAUAUUCCUAUAUAUGGGACAACAAUAAAUAUUACAUAUUACAAUUUAUUUAUACAAAACACUUGCAUUGUUUGCAAAAUAUAAUAUUUCAAUGGGAAUCAGGUCUCAAAAAGUUUGUUUUUUACCUCUUUUACACCUAGUUGAUCUGGGUGUAAUUUUUCUUAAUGUAUUGACAGCCUCCGACAGUGUAUUAAUGUUUUGCGCUUUUAUUGGAAACCUGGUGUAAAUUAGCGCGUAUACAGCUUCUAAUAUUUUCCAUGGAACGCAAAAAUAUUUUCGGCUGCCGGUAUUGAGGCAUAAUGCGCCAACUGAAGCAGUAAAUAAACAAAAUUGCUUCAGACACCAUAUUUUUUUCGUUUUGCCACCUCGCUCAAACCUAAUUAUGGCUCAAUGGAAACGAGCGCCAAUUAUCUUGUAUUACUGUUCAUAGCUGCUGCUUUUAGAAGUUUGUCUUUUUCAUUGUACACUUUUUUAUGAAUUUGAUAGAUGACUUCUAAUGCAAUACUCCAUGGUUGGACAGUUUUAGGUCAAAUAUUCUGCUCUUUAAUUGGUACAAGAACAGGUACUCUGCCUACCUAUAAUUGCCACAGCAUUGCCUCAAAGGCACAAUGACUGUGUUAUGAGUAUAUCAAUAAACUUGAUCCUGUUCCUAAAAUGUAGCUCCUAUGACAAAUUCUUGCAUCAGCAGAUUUUUUCAUAGCAGUUCUAUUUUAUUACCUAUAUAACACUUUGAUUACUAGUAUUUAGUGUGUGUCACUAAGUAAUGGUGGCUUUUUAUGGUUUGUCACAAUAACAAGAAACUAACUUCUCAACCCAGUCAUAAUAUAUGAUAUAGGUACCAGUGUUCCUUCCAAAUACCCUAACCACACACUUGCCCGCCAUAAUCAACUGUAACUAAUCUGACCCUACUGUCUCACUCCACCUUCUCACCUCUCCCCAAUUAACUCUUUACAUGUCUCCUGUUAUAACCCAUUACACACUUCAACUCACCCGCCCCAUUUAUCUUAAUUAUGAUCCCACACAUGGAAAUCUCCCCAACAUCAAAGUAAGCCUCCUGCAUUGGCCCAAUCACAAUACUGCACAACAUCUAAGGAAUCCUACCUACAUGACUCCCAAUCACAAACCUCAUAACAUGCAACAGCCUCCCUGAUAAACAAAUUGCCUCUACAAACUCCCCUAACACCAAGUGCCCGCACCAUCACCCAUUUUCUUACAAUUGAUCUGGGCCUUGCUUUUUCAACUUUUUAAAAAAAUUGUGACAAAAUGGAGUCCUCCCAAUCCUCUGAUUAGUCUGUGAGUAACUAAUCAGAAGAUACAAAUAUUUGCUGGACAGAGCCGAAUGCAGCAGUUCAUAUAUUAAUCUAUCAUAACAUUUCCUUUAUAAAAAAACAACAAAUUGGAAAUAAUGUGUUGGAUUUUAUUAUUUAGUAGAAAUUAACUUUAUAAAUAUUUCUCAAACUUAAACGAACCAUAAAAACAAAUUUACAUCUAAAAACAAAACAAAAAACCCCAGCAAAUAUGGCAGCAUAAACCUGUGUAAACCUGUUAGUUAAAUCAUAUCUUGUAUCCUUCUCCUUUAUUCUCAACUGAUUUAGGGCUAGAUUACAAGUGGCAUGCUAUUUAGCGCUCCUGCUCAAGCAUAAACAGCGCUAGAAGUAAUCUUUUGGUGCAUGAGGUUUGGCGCACGUAUUACAAGCUAAAACUUCUGCAUGCAUGCGAAACAAAAAGCACACUAACUUCAGGACUUUGGAUAUUGCACCCACUCUUACUUAUUCUCCCCAUAGACUUUAAUAGAGAGCGCAGAAGAAAAGAACCCAAAAGACCUUGCACGCUAACCUAACAGGAGUUAUUAAUAUUUCACAUUCCAAUGUUCUCCACAUACAGGGAAAUGUUAUUUUUAUUUUAAAUACAUAUAUAUAUAUCUGUAUAUACCUAUUCCUAUAUAUCUAUCGCUAUAAAUAUGUCUAUUAUACAUACUGUAAAAAAAUAUACAUAUAUUCUAUGGAUCAUUUAGAAUUUUUUACAAUAUCUAUAAUAAUUUAUAAUAAUUAUUAUUAUUUAAUAUUUCAACACUACAUUAGACCUACAUCGCGAAACCCGAAGCGGGUUAUGCAUAUUUUACAUUCCUAAAUUCUUUAUAUAGAAUAUUUUUUAAAUUUUUAUUAUCAAAAUAUAUUUUUAUACAUAUGUGAUAGUUUCAGUAUAAUAUAUAUAUCUAUACUUUUAUCUCUAAAGGUAUAGGUGUGUGUAUAUAUAUAUAUAUAUAUUUAAAAUAAAAAAAAUAAUUUUUCCUGUAUGUGAAGAACAUUGGAAUGUUAAAUAUUUACAGUAAAUAAAAAGUAAAACACAUUAUUGAAUAUUAGUAUAGAAUUAUUAUGUAGACAUAUAUAUUAUAGCCCUCUGCAGUCAAAUACAUUGCCAUAUACCAUAUACCUUUGAACCCUUAAAACAAAAAAUAUGAAUAUUUAUAUGACUAAUUUAUAUUGGAUAGUGUUUAUAUGAAUGUAACAGUUUAUUUUAAUGUGUUGUGUUUGGUGCAACUUAUAUUUUAACCCUAACCCUUUAUGCAAGGUCUUUAGUCGUGUUAACCCGACACUCGCUAAAUUAAAUUGUGCUCGAGCGAAGUUUUUACCUUCAACUUGUAAUAUGUGUGCAAAUUAACGCGUCCAGAAUAUUCAUAUAUUGCACGUGUUAAUGUUAGCACGCUACUUGUAAUUUACCCCUUAAUGUCUAUACUUUGAAUACGAUUAAUAGAUCUGCUAAGAUGUUAAAAAUGUGUCCAUUGAGAAGAUAGAAUCAAAUACAUCUCUUUGAGAUAGCAUCUGAUUUUUUUCUUUUUGGUUCUCUUUUUAGCAAUUCUAGACCACUUUGUGGAACUAAGAAACUAAAUGAAAAAAACAAAUGUCUAGCUAGGUUUACAAUAGUACAAUACAUUAACCUCUGUUGCCAGGCUCAUCAUUUCAACUGACAAAUGUGAAGAUAACAAAAUAGGUUUAAAAUACAUAUCAAAAUAAAUGUACACUAAUAUAUAAGUAAAAAAAUAGCUCAAUAAUUUCUGACAAGUGCAAUUUACUUUGCAAUUUAAAAAUCAAGGUGUAACUUGCAUUUACUUCAACCCGGGAUGUUAUAACUGUCCUGGGAACAUCUAUAUACAUCUUAAAUGGAAAUGAUUUCAAGGUCUAUUCAAAAGUUUUAUUUGUACUUUGUGAAUACAGAGGGAACAAGGAGAUCUGAAAUUGCCAGAUACAGAUUGGCUCCUAUGAACUUGAAAUCUUAUUAGAUAUAGGCUUUUAUCCUUUAAUGUUUGUAAGUGAGACUAGUAAGAUCUCAUAAGAUACAUUUUGCACAGCCUACUGCCAGAAACAGGACACAGAUGAUUCAUGCUUAAUGAUUAAUAUACUUAAUUAUGAGAACUGGGUAAAAUUGUGAUGGAGGAAUGUGUGAGUGAAACAUCCCAGCCUUGGUAGACAAUAAGAUAAACUGCUUUCUCCCUACUCUUUAUUGAAAUGUGGCUACUGUCUUCACUUCUCACUUAAAAAAAUAACUCGUCCUUUGUAGUUCCUGAUUAUGAAUGAGAAGUUGUGCAUUAGGAACAAAAAUAUGUCCAAUAUUUUUUGUUUAAUUACAAAUCGGCUGAUAUGUUUGGAGAUAUGUCCCUCAAUACAUGAGUUUUACUCUUCUAUAGGAAAACCUAAUUUGUUUAAGCUGAAUAUUAACUUUUUUUCCAUGUUUCCUUUAUCAUGGUUGUCUCCAAUGGUUAUACAUACAUGAUUUACCUUCUUAAUACAAAAAAACCAGAGCAAUGUGCUGCACACUUCAAAACCUGUGAUGAGCAGCAUUCUCUUAAAUUGAUUAUAAAGUUUAGGGGAACAUGGUAUAUAAUGUCUGACAUUUGAUGUAAAGCCAAACCGUACUCUCAAACAAAAAACAAUAACAUGGGAGCAUGGAUGGCACGUUGUCCUUAAAGGGCCACUGAACCCAAAAUUUUUAUUUCGUGAUUCAGAUAGAGCAUGCAAUUUUAAGCAACUUUCUAAUUUACUCCUAUUAUCAAUUUUUCUUCGUUCUCUUGCUAUCUUUAUUUGAAAAAGAAGGCAUCUAAGCUUUUUUUUUGGUUUAGAACUCUGGACAGCACUUUUUUAUUGGUGGAUGAAUGUAUCCACCAAUCAGCAAGGACAACCCAGGUUGUUCACCAAAAAUGGUCCGGCAUCUAAACUUACAUUCUUGCAUUUCAAAUAAAGAUACCAAGAAAAUUUGAUAAUAGGAGUAAAUUAGAAAGUUGCUUAAAAUGUCAUGCUCUAUCUGAAUCACAAAAGAAAAAGAUUGGGUUCAGUGUCCCUUGAAUAUUUUAGCCUGCAUGGUAUUGUACAUCACAAUAAAAAAAUUAAACAAAAAAGGAAAAUAUAAUAAAGUAUAUUGGUGUGCUGAGUGGAAAUGUCAUGGAUCAAAUAAACGCUAUAUGACCCAUUCCAUUUACAGCUUCUGUUGACUACUUUUAUGGCAUUUAAAGCUUUAUUGUUUUGGCCUUUCUCUGCUUCUGGGAGGAAACCUACAGACCCUUUCCCAGGGGUAUUUGACGGAUUAUGGAUUUACAGGUAUUUCUCCCAAAUGUUGUGAACUGUUGAUAGUGUAAGCAUUUGGUAUCUAACACUUUGACCAAAAAUGUAAUAAUUCUUUUUUAUUGCAAAUCUUGCAUUUUUUUGCUUUCACUGCCAUGUCUGUAGUGGUUCUACAGUGAAUCUGUGGGCAUACUUGGCCUGUGGUCUAGUCAGAACAUUUGCAGUGCAUAUAUGUUUAUUUAUUCAAUAUUCGUCGGAUAAUAAUAAUGUUUGGAACAAUUCCUCUUGUAGUGCCUCUUGAGAAAGCACAAUUUUACGCCUUUUUGUGAAACAGAAAAAAAAUGUGUUUUAUUGCAGUAACAACAAUGUGAAUACAAAGUCGCAUAUUGUAUAUGUCCCCCCCCCCCAUGUAAAUCUACUUUAUCUUUGUUAUCACUAAGUGAUAAUCAAUUUUUUAACUUAUGUGCAUUGUUAGGCAGAUAGAUUUUUGGGUUGUUGGAAAUAAAACUCAUUCAAUUAAGUCUGUUAUAAGUUUCUAGUUACGUCUAUGUGUGCGUGCAUGUGUGGUUUGCAAGGAAUAAAGAGAUACAGAAAAUAAAAUUAAAAAUAAAAAAAUCAUGAAAAUCA